Molecule: messenger RNA, 4643 nt
Organism: Phlebotomus papatasi
Lineage: Eukaryota; Metazoa; Arthropoda; Insecta; Diptera; Psychodidae
Gene: aux
Product: cyclin-G-associated kinase
Exons: 7
Coding region: 103-3765 (1220 amino acids)
Biological process (GO): protein phosphorylation; positive regulation of Notch signaling pathway; regulation of clathrin-dependent endocytosis
Cellular component (GO): cytoplasm
Molecular function (GO): ATP binding; protein serine/threonine kinase activity; AP-2 adaptor complex binding
Source: RefSeq, a predicted model, not a curated record
GGCGCUGCAUGCAAGACGUCAGAACAUGGCGUUUUUGUGGAAAAGAAAGUUGACGGAAUUGUGAGUGAAUUGCCUCAAGUUUUAGUGGUUUUUGUGGGGAAAAUGAGUGAAUUCUUCAAGUCAGCGAUAGGAUAUUUUAACACAGGAACAAAUGGGGGGCAUGAGAAUGAAUUUGUGGGGCAGGUGGUUGAAGUUGGAGCCCUAAAACUGCGAAUAAAACGAGUGAUUGCUGAAGGCGGAUUCGCAUUUGUGUACGUAGCCCAGGACGUUCAAUCUGGCGCAGAAUAUGCCCUGAAGAAGUUGAUUGGCGCCGACAAGGAGGCGUGCAACACAAUCAUCAAAGAGAUUAAUAUCCACAAACAGCUGUCCGGACAUCCGAAUAUCGUGACUUUCGUCUCGGCCUCCUUCAUCGAUCGCACUCAGAGUGCCCAGGGCAAUGCCGAGUACCUACUGGUCACUGAAUUGUGCAAAGGCGGUUCGCUGGUCGAUUGUUUGGGCAGUGCUCUAGAACCGCCCACAGUUCUUCGGGUGUUCUACCAGGCGGCCAGAGCUGUUAGUCAUCUCCAUUCGCAGCAUCCACCAAUAACACACAGAGACAUUAAGAUUGAGAACUUCCUGCUGGGUACAGAUGGAUUGCUCAAGCUGUGUGACUUCGGAUCGUCCACGACGGACAUUUACAGUCCGGAUAUGUCGUGGUCGGCACAGCAGAGAAAUAAUCUAGAGGAUCAGCUGGCAACAGUCACAACACCCAUGUACCGUUCCCCUGAGCAACUCGAUACUUGGGCCAAUUAUCAAAUUGGCCCGAAGUCCGAUGUCUGGGCUCUUGGGUGCAUUCUCUACUGCUUGUGCUUCCAGAAGCACCCAUUUGAAGAUUCCGCAAAACUAAGGAUCAUCAAUGCCAACUACACCCUUCCAGGUGAUUCACGAUACUCCUGUUUCCACGAUGUCAUCAAGGGAUGUCUACAGGUGGAUCCCAACAAGAGAUUUGACAUCUCGACUGUUCUUGAGAGAUUAGCAGCAAUUUCUGAGACUAGAGAAUGGUCCCUUAAGGGUCCAAUAGGACUUCAAGGGAAACCCCUCAAUACGCCCCCUAGCGAAACUCCCAAUCCAAGUCCAGUUCAUGCCCCUAGUCGUCCAGCUCAACCUCCCCGUCCAGUUCCUCCAAAUGCCUCUCCCUUGCCUACUCAUAGACCUGCUCCUCCGCGUCCUAGUGAAGCUCCCCGACAACCACCUCAGAUGGCAGGUGGUCCAGGUAAUGCUGUCCCAAUGGAUCAGUACCAACAUCACGGUGGUGGGUUGUUUUCGUCCCUACGAGGGGGCGCUGGGAGUUUCUUGAAGAAUUUGAAGGAUACGUCGUCUAAGGUGAUGCAGACGAUGCAACAGACAAUUGCACGCACAGAUCUGGAUAUUAGCUAUGUCACUUCGAGAAUUGUAGUGAUGCCAUGUCCUUCUGAGGGCUUGGAAUCGGCCUACAAGACUAACAACAUUGACGAUGUGAAGUUAUACUUGGAAAGUCGACAUUCACUCGCCAAAAUGAGCAUCUACAAUUUGGGUCCGAGAUCGUGUCCAAGGCUUCCGCCUCCUGUUAGAACGGUUGAAUGUAGUUUUAUGUAUGUCCCUGGUCCACCUAAAGCACCCCUUCUGCAUGCCAUGUAUUCAAUAGCUGAGGAUAUGUAUGGAUUCCUAAGUGCUGAUCCCAAGAGUAUUGUAAUAGUUCAGAGUGCAGAUAGUGGAAAGGCAACGGCUGCAACAAUGGUAGGGGGCUUGUUGAUCUAUGCGAGUUUGGUUAAGGAACCAGAAGAUGCUAUGCAGAUAUUUGCCGUUAAGAGAACUCCUCCCAAUAUGAGAGCUUCUGAAUUGAGGUAUUUGUACUACUUGGGGGAUAUCUUACGAUCAACUCCGCACUUUCCACACUUCAAACCCGUAACGUUGGUGUCGUUGACGGUUUCGCCUGUUCCGAGGAUGACAAAAGCUAGAGAUGGGUGUAGGAUGUAUUUGGAAGUCACCUGUCAUGAUCGCAUUGUCUUCUCGACGAUUCAGGAGUAUGAAAAGAUGCGACUGUAUCAUGCAACGGAGGGCAAAGUAUCCAUUCCUUUGAAUGUAACAGUUUGCGGAGACAUCACAGUUUCGGUUCUCCAUGCUAGGAACGCCCUUAAGGGUAUAGGACGUCCACAGGGCCUCAAAGUUUGUCAGUUUCAGUUGCAUACGGGAUUCAUUCCGGAAGAAGAAACACUCAUUCACUUCGACAAGUCCGAAUUGGAUGAUGUACCAGACGCAGAGCACGUUCCAAUGAAGUUUCAUGUGUCUCUGAGUAUCUUUGUGGGAGAUGUCGAGAGAAUGCCACAAAUAACCCUACCAUGGAUGACGACGAAACCGCCGAGAGAUCCACUGAAUCUCUUCAGUACACCUCUGGAAUAUGAAGAGACUGUGGAUAAUUUUAUCUCUAAACCUAGUAGUCAUGCACCUCCACGUCCGGCUCCGCCUUCAGCUCAUGUACCUCCACCUAGGCCCCCUCCUCUGUCGUCUGAUCGCCCCGAUCGUCCUCCUGAACGUCCCGAACGACCCCAAACUACUCCACCCGAAAGUGAAACCAAGGACGACCAAAAGGAUUCCGAUGCACUAAAAAAUGUCGACCUCCUCAAUCUAGCCAGGAAUGAACGAAGGGAAAGUGUCGAAGAGCCUAGGAAACUUCCUCAAGAGCCGAGUUUUGAUCUUCUGGGAAGUUUUGAGGCUCACGAUCAGGACGAAAGUGAUCUCCUAGGACAGACAAAUGGUAUGAAAAAUCCCAUUCCGGACCUACUAGGCAACACUCCAAAUGCCAAUCCCAAUGGAUUGGACGAUUUAUUCGGAUCAAUUAAGGCAACAUCACAGAGUUCUAGUCAAAUGCCAGGAGAUUUGAAUGGAUUGAACUUGAGUUUCAAUGCAAAUUUCCCACAAGGACCACCACCGCAGCCGGCAAAUGGCGGUGGAACCUUUGAUCCCUUUGCUGGGAACUUUACAGCCCCAACUGCACCACUUCAGCCCAAUAAUUCUGCCCCGGCAAAGGAGACCCAGCCAGCACCGCCACAGAAACCAGAUCCAUUCUCGGAUCUGGGCAAUUUGGCCAGUGGAUUGAAUGUCAAUUGGGGCGGUGGAAAAACUAGUGCAACUCCCAGUCCAAGGUCUACACAAUUCUCCAGUCCGACGCAUCAAUUUGCAGCAACUCCCUCACCAAGAGCUCCAUCGACUCCUAGUCAUCAGGCAGCCAAGAGUCCGGGAGAGUCAAAGCCAGACUACAGCCGGUCGCACUUUGCAGAACCCAAUGCCAAUGCAGCUGGACAGAAGGGGGGCAAAAACAAUGCAGGCAGCGGGGAUAUAUUUGCAGAUAUUCUAGGAAGUCAGGGGUAUACAUUUGGCAGCAAAAACUCCCAAGGGCCACGAUCUAUCAACGAAAUGCGCAAAGAGGAAAUUGCCAGAGAUAUGGAUCCGGACAAAUUAAAGAUUAUGGAAUGGACGGAAGGAAAGAAGAGCAACAUCCGGGCUCUCUUGUGCUCGAUGCACGUAGUCCUCUGGCCAGAUGCAAAGUGGAACAAGUGUGAGAUGCACCAACUCGUAAGUGCGGCAGAUGUUAAGAAGGCUUACAGGAAAGCAUGUUUAGCCGUUCAUCCUGACAAGCAAAUGGGAACAGACAAUGAGAAGAUAGCAAAGAUGAUCUUCAUGGAGUUGAAUAAUGCAUGGAGCGACUUUGAGAAUGACGCAUCUCAGCAAAAUAUGUUCCCAAAUUGAGAUGAAUAGAGAAAAAAAAAUUAAAUUGGGAUAGAAGUAAUUAACAGAGAAGAGAAAGAAUUGGCUUGAAACCCUUUUGCCACGAAUAGUUUAUUAUUUUUCAAGUCAGUCAUUUUAGAACAAUAAUUUCUCUGCGCGCCUUUAUUUUUUAUUUUCAAAAUAAUUGGAAAUGUAUAUUUUCUGAGAUUAGGCAAUUUUUUUUUAAUUUAAUCAAUCACACAAGUAGUUUAAUCCUGUAUGAAAAAAAGUAUAAUUUAUAAACGAUAGGAUUGACUGUGAUGAAAUGUUAAUUAUAUAGACAUGCAAGGAAAAAAAGCCGUAAAACGAGGAAGAAGUGAAAGGAAAUGCAUUUAGGAGUGAAAUGCAAGUUGUACUCUUAUUUAGGAAUAUUACUAUGUUUCUUCCCCUCUUCUAUUAAAUAUAAAUGCUAAAAGUAUGUGAAGAACAAGGAAAUGAGAAGGAAAGACGAAAAAAUCAAACAAUAAAUUCACAAUAUGCAUUCCAAAUUGUAUUUUUCAAUUCAAUUGGAUUAUUUAAUUCUCGGCACUUUUAAUUGACACAUCAAAAAGAAGUACUUAAAGUAUUUGACUGACUAUUACAAUGAGGAUUUUAGGAUUAUAUAAAAUAUUAUAUAUAAAAUUAUUUUACUGCAAUUGGAGAGUAUUUUAUCAGAGAGUUCUUUCAAUGCAAAAAAAUUCCACAAAAUUUCAAUUCGCGAAGAAUUUUCGCAAAACAGCAAAUGUUAUGCUUCAUCCAUGAAAAUUGUUGAAAAUUGAUAUACAAAAAAAAAUAUUGAAUUAAAGCAAGAAAAAAAUAAUUGGGUUAAUGACAAAAUAAUAUAUUGAGAAUAAUAAAAUGUGUUAUAUCGAUUCUAUGAA